This is a messenger RNA of Melitaea cinxia (Glanville fritillary), 1879 nucleotides long. RefSeq names its product hormonally up-regulated neu tumor-associated kinase homolog A-like. The transcript has 12 exons. The coding region runs from base 1 to 1686 and encodes 561 amino acids. The record is from RefSeq and is a predicted model, not a curated record. Lineage: Eukaryota; Metazoa; Arthropoda; Insecta; Lepidoptera; Nymphalidae. Gene Ontology annotation, biological process: intracellular signal transduction; protein phosphorylation. Gene Ontology annotation, molecular function: protein serine/threonine kinase activity; ATP binding. Gene Ontology annotation, cellular component: cytoplasm.
AUGGCCAGUAUGACUCGAAGCAAGGGUCAAGUUUAUAGUGUCGGAAACUAUCUGAUGACCGGUAAAGUUCUAGGGAAGGGACAUUUUGCCAGAGUGGAAGAAGCAACACACAGAAUCAUCGGAAAAAAGGUAGCAAUUAAAAUAGUCGACCUCACUUGUAUUAAGGAAGAGUAUGCACGUAGGAACUUGCACCGAGAGCCGAGAGUGAUGUCUAAGCUUCGACACCCUUGUAUUGCUGCGUUAUAUGAGACAAUGAUGCACGGGCCUCGAUUAUACGUGGUGAUGGAGGCCGCGUGUGGUGGUGACCUUUGUUCGCACGUGUUACAAGCGCGCGGAUCUGCGCGGGGACUCCCCGAGCCCAAAGCUCGCGCGCUUGCGGCUCAGUUGGUGUCUGCCGUGCGGCACAUGCACUCGCGUGGAGUUGUACAUCGGGAUUUAAAGAUGGAAAACAUCAUGUUGGACAGCACUAAGCAGUAUAUCAAAAUUGUGGAUUUCGGUUUAUCGAACGUAUGGCGCGCGGGAGGGGCGCUGGCGACGCCAUGUGGUUCGCUAGAGUACGCGGCACCCGAGUUAUUCGAAGACGGCCGUCGGUACGGACCCGAGGUCGACCUGUGGAGCAUAGGUGUGAUAGUGUACGGAAUGGUGACUGGUGGGCUGCCGUUCUCAGCGACUGGUGGGGGCGGGGCGGGGGUAGGGGCAGUGGAGGGAGGUUCUCGCUCUCACUUGCGCGCUGCCAUUGCGCGGGGCAUGACGCGGCGCCAGCGCUCAGCGCUUGCUUGCGUUUCCACAGAAUGUAAGAACUUUAUUCAGCAACUACUGGAACCGAAAGUGGACCUUCGGAUGAAGAUAGAGGAGGCCGCGAGACAUCGGUGGGUCAAAAAACCCGGGAUGAGAAUGAGAACUCACCCUCUUGCCGCUGUCGACUCGAAGGCUAACAGAGAGAUAUACAGACAGAUAUCAGAGCUAUGCGGUCAAACGUUUAUGGAUGUAGUGGCACAUAUAAAAGCUGACCCGUUCGGCGCGAUCGCAGGCAUGUACAACAUUAAAACUCAUCUGCAUCAACUACAAUCUACAUCUAUAGCGGAUCUACUCUGGUCUGCCAACCCCCAGGAACCAAGACCUCAGACUCCGCCAGAAUAUCGAGCUAAAUAUGAAAGAAUUGCUCGAGCGGAAGUCUCUAACUCGAUGACCGAAUCGAAGAAAAGUCCAAGAUUAAUGAGAUCAUUUGGCGUUUACGGUCUAAAAAAGCCCGUUUUCAAAGUGUAUGAGAAUGGAGACGGUUUGGACAGACGUUUGCCGAGUAUUGACGAACAUUCCAACUUAGAAGUGACCAAGAAUUCGUGGCGUAUCAGGAACACAUCUGGUAAAGUCGGUUUGGAUGAGCCAAUGAGAUUAAACAGCUGUCCAAAUAGAAUGAGCGAUGUUAAAAGAGAUUGCUUUUACAAGCGAGCAGGGGAUGGAUUUCAAAGUUGGCGAAGCAACGUCACCAGUCCAACGACUAGAAUACUUCUUCAAAACGCGGCAACAACAAUCAAGCGUGCUUCUUUGGGGAACAUCGUGAGUCCACAUUCAUCGACGAACAGUCAUUGUAAAAGUGAAAGAGCUAUGCCGGUCGGAUGGUAUCCUACGAGACCUGUCAGUAAAGAGACUCAGUCACGGCUGCGGCGGACCGCGCUAAUGAAAUAGAUAUUGAACUGUAAUAAUAUACAUUUUUUCGAAGAACUUAUUUUUUUAAUACAUUUAAAUUCUUUGAGCGACGUUCAUUGUAACUUUAAGUGAAUAAAUUUAUUUUCUUUUGAUAAACAUCAGUGUUAAAAUUUGUAUGGUAGAAAUUUGUUCUAAUGCUAUGUCUAUUGAAUAGACAAAUAUAUUACACAUA